Carica papaya (papaya) is the source of this 1932-nucleotide messenger RNA. Its product is annotated as sulfate transporter 3.1-like. Gene Ontology annotation, cellular component: membrane. Gene Ontology annotation, molecular function: secondary active sulfate transmembrane transporter activity. Lineage: Eukaryota; Viridiplantae; Streptophyta; Magnoliopsida; Brassicales; Caricaceae. The record is from RefSeq and is a predicted model, not a curated record. Gene Ontology annotation, biological process: sulfate transmembrane transport.
AUGAGUUGCAAUAAUCAUGGUGUUGUAAUUCCUCCAUCGAAGCCAUUUUUGCAGUCAGUGAAAUGCAGUGUGAAGGAGAUGUUUUUCCCUGAUGACCCUUUUAGGCAAUUCAAGAACCAAUCUACGCCAAACAAAAUCCUUCGUGGGUUGCAGUAUUUUGUACCUAUCCUCGAAUGGGCUCCUCGUUACACCUUCGACUUCUUCAAAGCUGAUCUUGUUGCUGGCAUCACCAUCGCCAGUCUCGCUGUUCCUCAGGGCAUAAGCUACGCAAGCUUAGCCAGCUUACCACCCAUCAUUGGCCUCUAUUCAAGCUUUGUACCGCCGUUGGUGUAUGCUAUGAUGGGGAGCUCAAAAGAUUUGGCGGUGGGGACUGUAGCUGUGGCAUCACUUCUCAUAUCAUCCAUGUUAGGGAAAGAGGUUAAUCCAAGGGAGAACCCUAAGCUUUAUAUUCAGUUAGCUUUCACUGCUACUUUCUUUGCCGGAGUCUUUGAAGCUACUCUUGGCUUCCUAAGGCUUGGUUUCAUGGUGGAGUUUUUGUCUCACGCAACGAUAGUGGGUUUUAUGGGUGGAGCAGCAACUGUUGUGUGUCUUCAGCAAUUAAAAGGGAUUCUUGGUUUGGUUCAUUUCACCCAUGGCACUGAUAUUAUGUCGGUGAUGCUCUCUGUUUUUGGGCAGAUUCACCAGUGGAGAUGGGAGAGUGGGGUGCUGGGUUGCUGUUUCCUCUUGUUCCUUCUCUUCACUAGAUACUUAAGCAAAAGAAAGAAGGCCUUUUUUUGGUUAAACGCAAUGGCACCUCUUACUUCAGUGAUCCUCGGAAGCAUUCUUGUUUAUUUUACCCAUGCUGAGAAACACGGUGUUGAAGUUAUUGGGUAUUUGAAGAAAGGAUUGAAUCCGCUAUCAGUUUCAGAGUUAGCUUUUGGGUCACCUCAUCUGGCCACAGCUAUUAAGACGGGAAUCAUCACUGGCGUCAUUGCUCUUGCUGAAGGAAUUGCAGUUGGAAGAAGCUUUGCCAUGUUCAAGAACUAUCAAAUUGAUGGCAACAAAGAGAUGAUCGCAUUUGGCAUGAUGAAUAUAGCUGCUUCUUGCACUUCUUGUUACCUCACAACAGGUCCAUUUUCGCGAACUGCAGUGAACUUCAAUGCAGGAUGCAAGAGUGCAGUGUCGAACAUAGUGAUGGCAACAGCAGUGAUGAUCACCUUGUUGUUUCUAACGCCAUUGUUUCACUACACUCCUCUUGUUGUGCUCUCUUCUAUUAUAAUUGCAGCCAUGCUAGGCCUCAUUGACUAUCAAGCUGCUCUUCACCUCUGGAAAGUCGAUAAGUGUGAUUUUCUAGUCUGCAUGACUGCUUACUUGGGUGUUGUAUUUGCCAGCGUCGAGAUUGGCCUCGUUGUUGCAGUUGGGAUUUCCUUGCUAAGAGUAUUACUGUUUGUUGCAAGACCAAGAACCUUUGUUUUAGGCAAGAUUCCCAACUCUGUAGCCUACAGGAGUAUUGAGCAAUACCCAGUUGCUGCCAAGACCCCCGGGCUUCUCAUUCUUCAUAUAGAUACACCCAUUUACUUUGCCAAUGCUUCCUACUUGAGAGAAAGGAUCUCAAGAUGGAUAUAUGAGGAGGAAGACAGUUUGAAAUUAUCAGGAGAAAGUAGCUUACACUAUAUCAUAGUGGACAUGAGUGCUAUUGGUAGUAUUGAUACAAGUGGAAUCAGCAUGCUGGAAGAAGUACAGAGAAAUAUUAACAGAAAAGGUCUAAAGCUUGUAUUAGUAAAUCCAAGAAGUGAGGUGAUUAAGAAGCUGGACAAGUCUAAAUUCAUCGAAAAAGUUGGCCAAGAAUGGAUCUUUCUCACCGUUGGAGAAGCUGUAACAGCAUGCAAUUUCAUGCUACACACCUGCAAAUCAGUUGAUGAAUUUCCCCCACAACAACAUAAUAUUGUAUAA